AUGAACAUGGUGACAAUUAAUGGUAAGGUUAUUCCACUGGCACAUACCGUGUGCGCCUUUGCAGCUUUCUUUACAGCUUUAGUCGCAGGUUACUCGUUACAUUUUCACAAAAUUGUACAAAAUGCUCAUUAUGGCUAUCCAGACGAAUGGUUUCCCAGUGUUUCUGCGACUAUAGGUGACAGAUAUCCCGAGAGAUCCAUAUUCCAGAUUUUAAUUGCCCUAACAUCUUUCCCAAGAUUCCUUCUACUGCUGGGACAUUUUUAUCUCAACGGCUCGAUCACCUGCCUGACGAUUGGUGUGAUAAGGACCGUGAGCUGCGGUGGUUGGGUCUAUAUAACCAGUACUGAUGACCAUGACAUCCAUGAUGUGUUCAUGAUCACUUACAUCGUGCUCACUUUGCCGUGGGAUAUCAUGGUGGUCCGCUUGUCUACAACGGGCAAGCUGCUCAAAGGUUCCGUCGCCGCCUUGUUCUUCGGCCUUUUGAUACCUUUAAUUUAUUGGUUUAUUAAGCACCAAGUGGAGCAUGUCCCUGGGGCAUAUUCGAUAUAUGCUUAUUUUGAAUGGUCACUCAUUAUACUUGAUAUCCUUUUCGAUUCUCUUGCCUACAAGGAGUUUGACAGACUGCGCAUCAAUCUCCGGUUGAAGGACUCCGAUGACGGGGGAUGGCUUUUCCAAAUAUGCAAUCAAAUUCAGGAUCUUGAUCUCACAGUCGAGGAUGAGAAAAGCUUUACUAAGAUCGACGCUGAAACUACUGGUGUCUCAAUUGAGGAAGACACACAUGCUGAGGUGAUUAGGUCGACCGAUGAGGAGAUUGAGAUUGUUCUUGAAAAAACGGAAAACGUCACGGUCAUCUCGCAAGCAGAUGCGACCCCACGAUGCACGUCGUUCCUUUAUAUUCUAACAAAUACUCUCAAUUCCUUUAUGUUUUGGACUGCCGUCACGUCACUAACCUGCAGUAUCUGGUAUUUUCCGUUAUGGUACAUGGGCAUCUCAGGAUAUGAAGCAGCAAUGUUGUAUUUCUUGGCGCCGCUGUUCCUUUAUAUUCCAAUGAUGCCGACAGUUUUCUAUCAGUACGGAGUGCUGCUCGGAGGCCUUAUUGUGGUGGGGGCCCACUUGGUUGGGACUCCAGAAGCGCGAUUACUUGUUACUGGAGUUGGCACGGCGAUCACUGUGGCUACUUUUGUGCUAAAUUUGAAAUCUAUUGCUGAGAAGGAUACAAAUAGCUAUUUUUCAACUACAUGGCUACUUGGACUUGUUUUGAGCGUUGUGAUCAAGAUGGGUUGCUAUAGUAAUAACCCUCUAUGGCCCAUCAUGAACUCCGGGAACGGCGGUUACAAUCUGUUGGGUUUGUCCUUAGCUACUGUGCUUGGAAUGCUGUCGCCAUACAUUAAUUCCGCACACUUUGUUCGUGUCACCCCCGAAUCAUCUCAAUCACCGGCAGGUUUGGUUUCCAAAAUCCUCACUGGGGUUGGUUUUGGUUCUUUAAUCUUCGGGAUCCACCAACUGUUAACAGAUGCCUCGACCGUCAUUUACUGGUCAUGGGAGGGUUAUGAUCAACAAAACCAAGGACCUCUUUCCUGGCCCUGGAGCGGUCUGACGUGUCUGACCAUGCUGAUGGCAACCGUAACUUCUCACAAAUUUUCAGGAAAGCCUUUUAUUCCUGCCGUUUUGCUUGCGUUAUCUACUGCGGUGCUUUGCGAUGGCCGCGCUACUGGGUGGAACAAAUAUGUUUGUGGUGGUUUGGUAUAUGUUACUGCGAUGGUCUGGUUUGUUCCAACAUAUUUUUCUGCGCUGGCAAUCAAUGCUAGCAUCUUCAGCUUCGCCUUGUCAUUCUUCGUUUAUAUUGUCAUGGUGUUGGCACAUGUUUGGGUUGUUGCCUAUGCUUUCGUCCCAUUUGGGUGGGUUCUGAGGGAAAGAAUUUGGAUUGUGCUAGCAAUUAGUACCGCGUGUAUUAUCGUUGGUAGCGUUGCCGCCCGUUUUUCGAUCAGAAAUUCGUCCGAUGGAAAAUCUGCCCCUAGCAAUGCCUUUAUCAAGCGUAUGGGAUUGCUUGCUGUGCUAACUGUAGGGAUGAUUGCAUCUUUCACAUAUCAUCAGAGACCUACUGGCGUGCCUGCACCAUACCAUCCUGAUUCCAAGGUUCUAACAGCAGGUAUCUGGACCAUUCAUUUUGGAUUGGAUAAUGAUAUGUGGUCAUCAGAAGAGUCUAUGAUAUUUUUGAUGAAGGAAAUGCAAUUGGAUGUUGUAGGCUUGCUAGAAACGGACACCCAACGCAUCGUUAUGGGUAAUAGAGAUCUGACAAGUAAGCUGGGACAUGAGUUGAACAUGUACGCAGAUUACGGACCAGGACCAAACAAGCAUACUUGGGGCUGUAUCCUAUUGUCAAAGUUUCCGAUAAUCAAUUCGACGCAUUACUUGAUGCCUUCCCCAGACGGCGAGCUGGCUCCUGCUAUUCAUGCAACCAUCAAAACUUAUGAUGAUAUACUGGUUGACGUUUUUGUUUUCCACGGCGGUCAAGAGGAAGACGUGGAAGACAGAAGACUGCAAAGUGAGGCCUUAUCGAAAUUAAUGGGUAGCACUGAUCGUCCCUCAAUUUUACUAAGUUAUCUGGUAACCAACCCACACGAGGGAAACUACAACACCUUUGUAAGUGAGGAAUCAGGAAUGCAUGACAUCGAUCCAGAGGACGAUGACAGAUGGUGCCAAUACAUACUGUACAAGAACCUGCGGAGGACCGGUUACGCGAGAAUUUCGAGAGGGAAAGUAACCGACACAGAAUUACAGGUUGGGAAGUUUCAAGUUCUAAAUCAGACACAACUCGCGGAACUUGGCGACAACAUUUAUGAUUAUGAGAAAACUGAUGAUCCAGAGAACGACGAUUUCCGUUUCCCUGAUAAGUUUUUCGAUGAAGGCGAGAGAGGUCAUUGUUACCAUGUUUUUGACAAGCCACUUUAUUACUCUUCUAGCAAUUGA
Messenger RNA from Torulaspora globosa, 2970 nucleotides. It is a transcript of the gene CWH43, whose product is annotated as Cwh43p. Gene Ontology annotation, biological process: fungal-type cell wall organization; GPI anchor biosynthetic process. The transcript has a single exon. Lineage: Eukaryota; Fungi; Ascomycota; Saccharomycetes; Saccharomycetales; Saccharomycetaceae. The record is from RefSeq and is a predicted model, not a curated record. Gene Ontology annotation, cellular component: endoplasmic reticulum. Bases 1 to 2970 code for a protein of 989 amino acids.